Messenger RNA from Branchiostoma floridae (Florida lancelet), 3134 nucleotides. Its product is annotated as NLR family CARD domain-containing protein 4-like. The coding region runs from base 1 to 3006 and encodes 1001 amino acids. NCBI's taxonomy places the organism in Eukaryota, Metazoa, Chordata, Leptocardii, Amphioxiformes, Branchiostomatidae. The transcript is spliced from 3 exons. Gene Ontology annotation, molecular function: protein binding. The record is from RefSeq and is a predicted model, not a curated record.
AUGGCUGAGGAACAAGGUGCAGCUGGUCAAGCAGGUGUAACUGCAGAAGUUCUCCAGACGUCUGUGAAGAAGUACUAUGAGUUGAAACUGUCUCACUUCAAGUUCAAGCCUAUGAUCUGGAAUGACAACUUAACACUCGAUGUCGGUGAUAUAUACACCCGGUUAGUGUUGGUAGCAACAAGUGCAAAACAGCUCAAACUAUGUGAAAAAUAUAACAGGUCAGAAUCAGUGAGGGCAGAACAAAGGAAAGAACUGAAGUCAUUAGACGACUUGUUCAAACCAGAUGUCACAGGACUGUCCACAGCACCAAGUUGCAUUCUGAUUGAGGGUGAAGCCGGAGGGGGGAAGACAACGUUUCUGUCUAAACUAGCCCUAGAUGCCAUCUCACAGAAAACAGAGCUGGGCAAGCAGCACAACGUUGUUCUGUUUAUCCGACUCCGAGAAGUCAGAGUGGGAGAGACCAUAGAGGAGAUGGUGUGGGACCAAUGUGUUGAUGAUACAGCUGAAGGUAUUGAUGUACAUUCCAUCAGAGCAAUCCUACAGAGGAACGAGUCUCGUGUGCUCUUCCUCCUAGAUGGGUAUGAUGAGCUGCAACCUGAGGCCAGGGCACCCAAGCAAGCUAUUCCUGAACUUUUGGAUGGGGUAAUGCAUCCAAAGAGCACAAUCGUGAUCACCUCCCGACCCUCAGCAGGAGUGCAGCAGUACACCCGGCCAGACUGUCACAUAAACAUCUUGGGCUUUUCCCCUGAAUAUAUGGUGAAAUAUGUGAGGAAAUAUUUCAUGAAAAAUUCUGAGCUGGCAGAGGACUUCAUCAGGCAAUAUUUCAUAGUCAAGCCAGAACAUAGCCAUUUGGCAAUUGAUGAUUUAAUAUUUCUUAAAAAUCAGGAUAUCUUAAGUAACCUUAUUCAGACCCCAGUUUUCCUUAUGUUUGUCUGUGUGUUGUGGGAGGAGGACCAAGAGAUGGUGUCUACUGGAACAAUGACGGGGCUGUACGACAACCUGCUGACAUGUCUGGUUACAAAGCACUGUAGGCGGGAAGAAGUGGAUAUGCCAACAGAAGGGUUGCCUACAGAGGUUGCUGAGUCAUUACUGCAGCUCGGCAAGCUUGCGCUAGAGGCACUGCUGAGGAAUGAGACCCUGAUUGACCUUACAGAAGCAAAGAGAGAGAAGGUUGAUUGGGAGUUGCUGUUUAAGCUUGGUGUGGUCUCCUUAGAGGUGUCUUCUUCUAAAUUGCAUCCUAGGAAACAGCUGAACUUUUCACACAAGACCAUGCAAGAGUUCCUGGCUGGACGAUAUGUCGCUCGUGCUCUGGUGAACCAAAACAUUGUAGAGCUGCUGCAGCUCACCUCCAUUGCCAAGGCGCUUGAACUCGGCAACUUGCUCCAAUUCACGUGUGGCUGUGACUCACGGGCAACACAAGCUGUGAUGGAGGAACUGAGCAAUCUCAGUAAGAAAGAGUUUUCAAAUCUUCGACCAGAUGACUUUCAGACGUCCCACCUACCUGUAAAGCCAGAUAUGGAAAAAUCAGUUCAAACUUACAGUAGGUUUAUGUUGCUCUGCCUGAAUAUUCUGAGUGGAAGAAAAGAGCCGGACAUGCUGCAGGCUGUCAGCAGAGCACUACCAGUUAUCAUCAUGGACCUGGAUAGACUCUGCAAAAAGCACAGCACUCUUAAGUAUUACUUGGAAAACACCCAGUCAUCACAGUUCCCGGAAGGAAUGGUACUAGAACUGUUUUAUGUUAGUAGUUCAAAAGCUCUUCAGUACCUGGAAGAAACGUUCACUUCUACCAUUCCUGGCCUGCGGUUAGACCUAAGAAUGUGCCACCAUUGCAAUGUAACAUUUGACUCACCUGAUGAGACAGCCAGGCUGGUUUCCGUUCUGAAGAAUGUUCCCGGUCUGAGGGUGCUGCAACUGGUCGACACAGCACUAACACCAUCAUCACUCCAGCCACUUGUGCUGGGGUUCAGCCACAUGUCUCUGUUGGAGGAGCUGGAUCUUAGCUGGAACCCUGACCUUGGUAACGCUGGGAUGGAAGUCCUGAAGGUCGGGCUGUCCAGUGUUCCACACCUGGCUGUACUCCGUCUCGGAGAGGUUGAAAUGACUGCUGUUGGCAUGUCGUCCCUGGCUCCCUAUAUGCGCCAUCUUGUGGCACUGAGAGAACUGGAUAUAAGUUAUAAUGAGAUUGGUGACACUGGGAUCAAAUCUCUCACCACUGUCCUCUUAAUCCUCACAGCCAUGCAGGUGUUGGGCUUGAAGCGGAUCGGUAUUGGCCCUAAAUGCAUGUGCACACUAGUCCCUGUACUGUGUCAGCUAACCAGACUGAUCAAACUGGACAUUAGUGAUAAUGCCAUAGGAGACCCUGGGCUGGAAUGCUUGGCCACUAUCCUUCCCCACUUCACAGCCAUGAAGGCAUUGGUUCUCAGAGAGACAGGUAUCGGCGACAGGGGAAUAUCAUCCCUGAUCAAAGCUCUACCUCACCUGGUGCAAUUACAGGUGUUGGAUGUGGGCUUCAAUAACACAGGAGACUCAGGGAUUGUUUCACUGGUGCAAACACUCUGCCAACCCAGCAAGUUGGACAUGGUGCAAAACCCACCUGGUGACAAGAGUCUGACCACAUCCCCUCACUGUAACACCACACUACAAGAGCUGUACAUCGGUUACAAUAGUGAAGUAUCAGGAGCUGGACUGGGGAAGGUCGCACAGCUCAUCAGCGCACUGCCUGCACUGACUAGGCUGGACAUGUCUGGUUACGAGGACCUGUUUGGUAACUCAUCACCAGUACACCUGUCUGACACCGCUGCCAUGGCUCUGGCCGAGGCUCUACCCAGACUCCCUGCCCUGGACUUGCUGGUCCUUGAGAACAUCUCCAUGGAGCCUGCAGGGUUCCAGGCUGUGGUGCAGGCUGCUGAGGAACAUCCUACACUGGGGAGUCUGCGCUUUUCCAGGCGCAGAGUUCCUGAUGGAGCGAACACCACAGCCAGAUGUCUGGAACUGUCCAUAUUCUGAGUAGAAAUCUGUUUGUUGGAGUAUCCCACUCCCACUGACUUUUUAAAAUCCGUGAAUUAAACAAUGCCUCCUGCCUCUGUAAGUUUGACAGUAAAAAUGUUCUGGAAAUAAAUCUAUACUAUACUAUA